GUAACUUAGCAAUAGAUGGGAUUUAUCUGCUCCUCUAUCCAACACAAGGAACAGAGGCCAGCAUUGUUCGUUGCUAAGAUCAUCAUCUGCCGUGUCACCACAACCGCAGCCAGCCGUAACUUAGGAAUAGAUUGCCUUUCGGAGUCGCAGCCAAUCGCAGCCCUCGAACGUAGAUCCUGCAUGGCCCCACCACAUCCACCGGUCCAACCAUUUAGGACCCCCGCAGCAACUGCAUCCAUCCAUCGACGCCAUUCCAUGGCGUCCAUAGCGGCGGCGACGGCUCCGGCUUCCCUCGGCGCGUCCGAGCUCCUCGGCACGCGCCUCACCACCGCUGCCACACCUCGCUCGGCCCCUCCACCUUCCGCUGGUUCAUCAAAGAUCGUUGCACUGUUCUCCAAGAAGGCUGCGCCGCCUCCUCCCAAGUCGAAGCCAGCUGCUGUUUCCCCAGCCGACGAGGAGCUCGCCAAAUGGUAUGGUCCCGACAGACGAAUCUUCCUGCCGGAAGGUCUCUUGGAUCGCUCGGAGAUUCCAGGGUAUCUCACCGGAGAAGUGCCGGGAGACUAUGGUUACGAUCCUUUUGGGCUGAGCAAGAAACCAGAAGACUUCGCCAAAUACCAAGCUUACGAGCUCAUCCAUGCAAGGUGGGCAACGCUCGGUGCCGCCGGCCUCAUCAUCCCGGAGGCCUUCAACAAGUUCGGUGCAAACUGUGGCCCCGAGGCCGUCUGGUUCAAGACCGGGGCGCUUCUUCUUGACGGGAGCACGCUGAACUAUAUCGGGAAGAACAUCCCCAUCAAUCUUGUCGUUGCAGUCAUCGCUGAGAUAGUGCUCGUCGGAGGUGCAGAGUACUUCAGAAACAUCAACGGACUGGAUUUGGAGGACAAGCUCCACCCUGGAGGGCCAUUCGAUCCCUUGGGGCUGGCGAAUGAUCCCGACCAAGCCGCGCUGCUGAAGGUGAAGGAGAUCAAGAACGGGCGGCUGGCCAUGUUUGCCAUGCUCGGCUUCUUCCUGCCGGCCUAUGUCACCGGAGAAGGGCCGGUGGAGAACCUCACAAGACAUCUGAGUGACCCAUUCGGGAACAAUCUGCUCACUGUCAUCUCCGGAGCUGCUGAAAGAGCUCCAACUCUGUGACUCCCCAAAUCUUCUCAUCUUGUUCGCAUCGUAAACUGUCAUUUGAGACUUUGAAGUAAUUCCCAUUUCAAUGCAAACCUCCAUGAUUACAUCUCU
Messenger RNA from Musa acuminata AAA Group (dessert banana), 1224 nucleotides. Its product is annotated as chlorophyll a-b binding protein CP26, chloroplastic-like. NCBI's taxonomy places the organism in Eukaryota, Viridiplantae, Streptophyta, Magnoliopsida, Zingiberales, Musaceae. Gene Ontology annotation, biological process: photosynthesis, light harvesting in photosystem I; response to light stimulus. The record is from RefSeq and is a predicted model, not a curated record. Bases 16 to 1128 code for a protein of 370 amino acids. The transcript is spliced from 6 exons. Gene Ontology annotation, cellular component: chloroplast envelope; chloroplast thylakoid membrane; plastoglobule.